Messenger RNA from Dothidotthia symphoricarpi CBS 119687, 564 nucleotides. RefSeq lists its product as uncharacterized. The record is from RefSeq and is a predicted model, not a curated record. The transcript has a single exon. The coding region runs from base 130 to 450 and encodes 106 amino acids. NCBI's taxonomy places the organism in Eukaryota, Fungi, Ascomycota, Dothideomycetes, Pleosporales, Dothidotthiaceae.
GUGAUGGAUGGAUGGAUGGAUGGAUGGAUGGGGGUUGUAUAAAUACAUGUAUCGCUCACACUUCUACUUUGGCUUUUGAGUGACUUGUCUAGUCCAGUAUUGUCUCAUCUCCAAGUUCUCCGAUCUUUCAUGCCUCUCAUGUGCUACGACACAUCACAUUUUAACGAAUCCAAGUGCACAAAUCAAGUAGCAGGCAAACAACAAGUGUAUGCAUAUCUAUAUCCAUUCCAUUCCAUUCCAUUUCCUUCCCGUCAUCUCCAGCCCAGCCCAGUCCAGUCACAUCCCAAAUCCAUCGUAAAGAAGAGUAGCAUACCCGACUCGCUAACUGAACACAGCAGACGCCCCCAAAGCCCGAGAAAGAAAAAGAAGAACGCCAUGCAAAUGAAUAGAAUCGCCCCCAAUAGCCCGUCAAACAAAUCCGCGCCAGAAACCAUGCAGAACAUAACAUAAUCGGGGAGGGGAGGCGCUUACAAAGUCACGACCAAGCGUGGGGUUCCUUGAAGUCCCGCAAAACACGACGACUUCUUUUGUUGCUGGGUGGCUACUGCUGCUGCCUCGCCCGGA